AUGUCCGCGGCGCGCUGCCGCUUCCUCUUCGAAAGCGUCGCCGACCUGCAAACCCGCCUUAGAUCGAAAGGGUCCGACCUGUUGAUACAGCGGGGGCACCCCGAGGACGCCAUCCCGGCUGUCGCCGCAAGGCUUGGGAGCGGGGCUUCAGUGGUGACCGUAUACGCUCACACCGACCUUUGCUCCGAGGAGAAGAGCGUGCACGCGGCCGUCAAGUCUGCGUUGUCAUUGGUGGGGUCUGCGGGCGGCGUUGGUGGUGAUGCAACUGGUGCGUCCGUGACGGAGGUGUGGGGCAACACCUUGCACGAUCCUUCCGACCUGCCCAAGUGGGUUGUUAAGAGCGUGAUGGAGAAGGUGCUGUCGUCGCCUGAAGAGUCAGAGUCUGAUGCGUCAGAGAAUCUGAGUUGUGCGUCGGAGGACGAGAGCGGCGAUGACGCGGAGCCCUGAAUUUUUUUGUUUCCAAGGAACCUUGAAAGAAAUCGAUUUUUUCCAAGUUGACAUCAGAAAGGACUUGUAUCCAACCCCACCCUUCCCCAACUUUGGCGAGGUUCAAGUGACACUGCGUCGCGAGUGGGGUGUCCAUAGCUACUUUUGGCGCUGGAACGUUGGCAAAAGCUGCUCUAGCGGUCGCGGUAGAGGCUGUGCGCGUAGGACAAAAGUUGAUGUACGAUGCGCGGAAGACUCCAUCCCAAAAAUUCAACCGCGGUGUGUGCGCGUGCGUGCGUGUGUGUUUUUUCAAGUU
Molecule: messenger RNA, 742 nt
Organism: Ectocarpus sp. CCAP 1310/34
Lineage: Eukaryota; Phaeophyceae; Ectocarpales; Ectocarpaceae
Source: the annotation of a GenBank genome assembly